GCUUUCUGGAGAAAUUGCAUGUCAGAGCAAAAUUCCUUGAAAAUUUUCAGGCACUUUCCUCAAUGGAAGAAUUCUAUAAUCUGGAUCGGGACAUUGAGGGAUCUGCCAAGAGCUGGAAGAAGUUUGUGGAAUCAGAAUGUCCUGAGAAGGAGAAGCUCCCCCAGGAGUGGAAGAGCAAGACAGCCCUGCAGCGCCUCUGCGUGCUGAGAGCCGUGCGGCCCGACCGGAUGACCUAUGCCCUGCGAGAUUUUAUUGAGGAGAAGUUAGGAAGCAAAUACGUGGUGGGAAGAGCACUAGACUUUGCAACCUCUUUCGAAGAAUCGGGACCAGCCACUCCCAUGUUUUUCAUCCUGUCUCCGGGGGUGGACCCACUGAAGGAUGUGGAAAAUCAAGGUAAAAAACUCGGAUACACCUCCAACAACCGAAACUUCCACAACGUGUCUCUGGGGCAAGGACAGGAAGUGGUGGCCGAGGCCACGCUGGACCUCGCUGCCAAGAGAGGCCACUGGGUUGUCCUGCAGAACAUCCACCUGGUGGCCAAGUGGCUCAGCAGCCUGGAGAAGAAGCUGGAGGAGCACAGUGAGGGCAGCCACCCGGACUUCAGGGUCUUCAUCAGCGCGGAGCCCGCCCCGUCCCCCGAGGGCCACCUCAUCCCCCAGGGCAUCCUGGAGCGCUCCAUCAAGAUCACCAGCGAGCCUCCUGCCGGCCUGCACGCCAGCCUGCACAAGGCGCUGGACAACUUCGCUCAGGACACCCUGGAGAUGUGUUCCCGGGAGACGGAGUUUAAGAGCAUCCUCUUUGUGCUUUGUUACUUUCACGCUGUGGUGGCAGAAAGACGAAAGUUUGGGCCCCAGGGGUGGAAUCGUUCCUACCCCUUCAGCACUGGGGACCUCACCAUCUCCGUGAACGUGCUCUACAACCUCCUGGAGGCCAACGCGAAGGUGCCCUAUGAUGACUUGCGCUACCUGUUUGGAGAGAUCAUGUACGGAGGCCACAUCACUGACGACUGGGACAGGAGGCUCUGCAGAGCCUACUUGGAGGAAUUCAUUAAACCAGAAAUGCUGGGAGGAGAGCUGUCUCUGGCCCCAGGGUUCCCACUGCCAGGCAACAUGGACUACAGUGGUUACCAUCAGUACAUCGAUGAGCAGCUGCCCCCGGAGUCGCCAUAUCUCUAUGGCCUACACCCAAACGCAGAGGUCGGCUUCCUGACCCAGACGUCGGAGAAGCUCUUUCGCACGGUGCUGGAGCUGCAGCCCCGGGACAGCCAGGCCGGAGAUGGAGCCGGGGCCACCAGAGAAGAAAAGGUCAAGGCCCUCCUGGAAGAAAUACUGGAGCGGGUGACAGACGAGUUUAACAUCCCAGAGCUGAUGGCCAGAGUGGAGGAGCGCACCCCCUACGUGGUGGUUACCCUGCAGGAGUGUGAGCGGAUGAACGUCCUCACCAGGGAGAUGCAGCGCUCACUGAGGGAGCUGGACCUCGGAUUAAAGGGAGAGCUGACCAUGACCAGCGACAUGGAGACGCUACAGAGCGCCCUGUACCUAGACACAGUGCCAGAGCCCUGGGCCAGGCUGGCCUACCCUUCCACGGCAGGCCUGGCAGCCUGGUUUUUGGAUCUGCUCAACCGAGUCAAGGAGCUGGAGGCCUGGACAGGCGACUUUGCGAUGCCCUCCACCGUGUGGUUGACGGGCUUCUUCAACCCCCAGUCCUUCCUGACCGCCAUCAUGCAGUCCACGGCCCGCAAGAACGAGUGGCCCCUGGACCAGGUGGCCCUGCAGUGUGACGUGACAAAGAGGAACAGAGAGGAGCUCAGGAGCCCCCCUCGGGAAGGGGCCUAUGUCCACGGCCUCUUCAUGGAAGGCGCACGCUGGGACGCGCAGGCCGGGAUCAUCGCAGAGGGAAAGCUGAAGGAGCUGACGCCCCCCAUGCCUGUGAUGCUCCUCAGGGCCAUCCCCGCAGACAAGCAGGACAGCCGCGGUGUGUAUCCCUGCCCCGUGUACAAGACCUGUCAGCGCGGACCCACCUACGUGUGGACUUUCCACCUCAAGACGAAGGAGAAGCCAUCUAAGUGGGUUCUGGCGGGCGUGGCCUUGCUUCUCCAGAUUUAGCUUCCUGCAGAGCCACCAAGGAAGCAGCGGGGCUGGAGCUGGGCUCCACGAGCGGGGGAGGGCUGAGCACAGACACAGAGAAGGGUCAGAAAUCAAGCACGCUCAUAGCUCUGAAGAAUUUGGGGGUGGACCUCGGAGAGAAGUACCUAACGUGAGGCUGAGCUCGAGGAGCGUGGACCUAGGAAUCGGAGAAUUUCACGACACUGAAACUUUCCUAAUAAAGUGGUUUGUUCCUC
Vicugna pacos (alpaca) is the source of this 2341-nucleotide messenger RNA. The record is from RefSeq and is a predicted model, not a curated record. NCBI's taxonomy places the organism in Eukaryota, Metazoa, Chordata, Mammalia, Artiodactyla, Camelidae.